Messenger RNA from Tachysurus vachellii, 2353 nucleotides. It is a transcript of the gene p2ry10, whose product is annotated as P2Y receptor family member 10. The transcript is spliced from 3 exons. Bases 246 to 1304 code for a protein of 352 amino acids. Gene Ontology annotation, biological process: phospholipase C-activating G protein-coupled receptor signaling pathway; positive regulation of Rho protein signal transduction. Gene Ontology annotation, cellular component: membrane. Gene Ontology annotation, molecular function: G protein-coupled receptor activity. Lineage: Eukaryota; Metazoa; Chordata; Actinopteri; Siluriformes; Bagridae. The record is from RefSeq and is a predicted model, not a curated record.
GGAGUACUGUUUAUUAAUUAAUACUGGAAUGCAAUUUGGUAAAACUGCACCAAACAGCACAUGCUGGGCAAAUCUGACAAAAUGACACUUCCUCUUUUGAGGGGUGAAGAGAAAACGGUAGCAAUUUCGCGCGCAUAGUUCAGCAUUUGAUAUCAACAGUGUUGGAAGCCACACAGACUGAAUUCUGAACUCUUUGUACCUGAAAGUCAUAAAGAAAGAGCUCUAAUAAAUGAAUCUACAGUAUCAUGAUGUCCACCCAAAAUGCCUCAUUUGCUGGGGUUCACAACUCCAAUUGUUCAGACCAAACUGCAGAUCAAAGGUGGGAAGAGAGCAUGAAUAAACUCUACACCUAUGUCUACCUGUUCAUCUUCAUCCCAGGCAUACUAGAGAACAGCAUCGCGCUCUGGAUGCUAUGUCGCUUUAUAAGUAAGAAGACUAAAGCCAUCAUCUUCAUGAUCAACCUAGCCAUCGCUGACCUGGCCCAUGUCCUGUCCUUGCCAUUGCGUGUCUACUACUACAUCACUCUCACCUGGCCAUUUGGAAAGGGGCUGUGCUUGCUCUGCUUCUACCUGAAAUAUCUUAACAUGUAUGCUAGCAUUGCCUUCUUGGUCUGCAUUAGUAUCCAACGCUGUGCUUUCCUGAUGCGCCCAUUUUGUGCUAGGCAGUGGAAGCGGCGCUAUGAUGUUCGCAUUAGCAUAGUUGUGUGGUUGAUUGUUGGUUGUUGCUGCUCUCCCUUCAUCGUGAUGAGAAACAUCUCUCAAAUCCCACAUCACAAAACCUCCACCCCAGAGAACACAAUAAAGCACAAUGAAACCUGCUUCAAGGACUUGCCCAUGAGGAAACUGAGCUUGAAAAUAGCAGUGGCCAUAAUGUCCUCUGGUGAGCUCCUGGGUUUUGUGGCCCCACUGACUAUCAUUAUCUUAUGUUCUUAUUUCAUCAUGCAUUCUUUAAAGCAGAGCUUGGGGCAUAGUGUCUCAGUAAAUGAGAAGAGAAGGGCCUUGCGCAUGGUCUUAGUGUGCACUGGCGUAUUCCUCUUCUGUUUUGCCCCCUACCACAUCAACUUCUUUCUGUAUAUGAUGGUUUCACAAGACAUCAUUACCCAGUGUUCUUUACGACAGGCAGUUAAACAGUUCCAUCCAAUCUCACUGUGCAUUGCCAGCCUCAACUGCUGCCUGAAUCCACUUAUAUACUAUUUCCUAACCACAGAGUUCCGGCAGCAGCUCAGUCGACAGGGCAGCUCUAUAUUAAGAGGGCGGCUGAUGAGUAUGGAGAGCACCUCAUCAUAUAGAGAAGCACCUUCCUGAUGGCCACAGAAAUACUUCCUCUCACAGAAAAGCACUUCUGUGAUGAACAUUGAGAACAUUUCUUCCUACAUAAAAACAUUUCCCUUAUGACCAUGGAGAGCACCUCUUUAUAAAGAGAAGAACUUUGCUCCCUAUAUGAAAUAAGCUCCCUUAUACAUUUUAAUGAUAUCUUCAGAUAUGCAUUAGUAUCUUGAACUGUGACUUCUUAAAGCUGUAUUUCUGCUCAAAAUUGUGAAAGCUGCAUCAUGACAUUGGAGAUGAAGAAUGUUGCCUCAAGUUUAAUUUUUUUAAUGGCUGCUACUACACAAUACAUUUUAAGUUCAGCUCAACAAAUAUCACCUUAUUGCAACCUAACUGUGAUGCUGAGUACAGAAAAUAUGGCAGAAAUAUAUAAGAUGAAAACAAAAGAAAUUGACAGAACAACUGUUUUUUGCAACAAGCAGUAAAACCCAUCAAACAGCAAAAAACUUUCUGGAUAUCAGAAGAAAUAUUGUGAACAGAUUAAACUGAUAUUGACUAGCUUAGCUGCUGAAUCACAGGCACCCAAAUCUGCUUUAAAAGAUCAAAAAGGCUUGUGAAAGAAACGCAUGAUAACUACUUUGUCAUAUUUGUCACUAUUAGACCGUGAUAGUUGAAGAUACAGGAAACCACUGGACCAAAGCCAGACUUGGUCAGAAACGUACUACGUUCUACAUCUAAAUGCAUUAAAGAAAAUGUCCGUAUUCAAAUGCAUGCCUUUUGUUACCAACCCUGAUAAAAUGUGCUCACAAGUAAUGUAAAUAAGGACUUAUAGAAAGUGUACAUGUUUAAGAUAAUACGAAGCUGAAUACAGCAGUAUCUUGUGUCAUAAAAUCACUGAUCCUAGUGUAAUAGAUACAUUCAUCCUAGAGGCAUUUUGAUGUUGUAUUGUUGUGUUCUUAUGGUGUAUUCAAAUAAAACUUUGUAUUUCAAAUAUGUUUCUUUAUCCAAAGUUAUGUACUGAAACUGAAAUGCUUGUAAGCAUCAGUGUUAUGAGAAGCUGUAAAUAAAAUCAAGUAGUGCAUGGUUAA